Messenger RNA from Cucurbitaria berberidis CBS 394.84, 3540 nucleotides. RefSeq names its product large subunit of L-aminoadipate-semialdehyde dehydrogenase. The transcript has 3 exons. The coding region runs from base 1 to 3540 and encodes 1179 amino acids. The record is from RefSeq and is a predicted model, not a curated record. Gene Ontology annotation, molecular function: L-aminoadipate-semialdehyde dehydrogenase [NAD(P)+] activity; phosphopantetheine binding. NCBI's taxonomy places the organism in Eukaryota, Fungi, Ascomycota, Dothideomycetes, Pleosporales, Cucurbitariaceae. Gene Ontology annotation, biological process: L-lysine biosynthetic process.
AUGGCUUCUCUUACCAAGGGGGCGAUCCCCGAUCCUACAGCAGACCUUCAUUGGUCCGACUUCAAAGGCCCAAUUCACGAAAUCUUCGCUGGAAACGCGCGCAAGCACCCCGAGCGGCCAUGUGUUGUCGAGACGGCUACAAGCAGGACACCAGAACGCAGGUUCACAUAUAAGCAAAUCUCUGAGGCGACUUCGAUAUUAGCACAUCAUCUCGUGCAGAAUGGCAUACAGAGAGGCGAAGUCGUCAUGAUCUUUGCCCAUCGAGGUGUUGAUCUCGUGGUAGCCAUCAUGGCCGUGCUGGCGGCAGGAGCAACCUUCUCAGUGCUGGACCCAUUAUACCCCCCUGACCGCCAAUGCAUCUAUUUCGAAGUCUCCGAGCCGCGCGCCCUCGUCGUCAUCGACAAGGCCACUCGCGAAGCGGGGCCUCUCUCCGACCAGGUGCGCACAUACAUCAAGGAGAACCUCCAGUUGAGGACAGAAGUACCAGCACUCGAGCUUAGGGAUGAUGGGACACUGGUCGGCGGAGUCAAGAACGGCAAAGACGUUUUGGAAGAGCAGCAGAAGCUCAAGGCAGAGCUGCCGGGAGUGCUGGUUGGGCCAGACUCGACGCCGACACUUUCAUUCACAUCGGGCUCAGAGGGAAAGCCCAAGGGAGUCAAGGGGCGGCACUUUUCGCUGACCCACUACUUCCCUUGGAUGGCCGAAACUUUUGGAUUGUCUGAGAAUGACAAGUUCACAAUGCUUUCUGGCAUCGCUCACGAUCCCAUCCAGCGAGACAUAUUCACCCCACUGUUUCUUGGUGCACAACUACUAGUACCCAGCAAAGAAGACAUCCAGCAUGAGAGGCUUGCUGAGUGGAUGCGCAAGUACGGUGCAACGGUCACACACCUCACUCCUGCUAUGGGUCAAAUUCUGGUCGGAGGUGCAUCAGCCAUAUUUCCCACCCUGCAUCACUCGUUCUUCGUCGGAGAUCUUUUGAUCAAGCGAGACUGUAGGAGACUCCAGAACCUAGCUCCGAACGUCCGAAUCGUGAAUAUGUACGGUACGACCGAGACCCAGCGAGCUGUCAGUUACUAUGAGCUGCCGAGCUGCACAGAAGCUCCUGAAUUCCUGGAUGCAAUUGGCGAAGUCAUUCCAGCAGGCCGCGGAAUGAACAACGUCCAGCUGCUCGUCGUAGAUCGCGAAGAUCGAAACAAGAUCUGCGAACCUGGUCAAAGCGGUGAAAUCUACGUGCGAGCGGGCGGUCUGGCCGAGGAAUACCUGGGUCUACCCGAUAUGACAAAUAUGAAAUUUGUCGAAAACUGGUUUGUGGACAACCAGAAGUGGGUACAGGAAGAUAAGAAGAAGGUGGAGAGCCUGGGCGUGGCUGAGCCAUGGCGAGACUUUUACAAGGGCCCACGAGACAGACUCUAUCGCUCUGGAGACUUGGGCCACUAUGGUCCGGAUGGAAACGUCCAUUGCACAGGGCGCGUCGAUUCGCAGGUCAAGAUCCGAGGUUUCCGCAUCGAGCUGGGUGAGAUCGACUCCCAUCUCUCUGCUCAUCCUUUGGUUCGCGAGAAUGUCACAUUGCUUAAGCGCGAUGCCUAUGAGGAGCCAACCCUCGUCAGUUACAUCGUUCCUGAGAUGAAGCGAUGGUAUGACUGGCUCGAAGAGCGUGGCGCGAAAGACCAUGAUUCUGUGGAAGACACCAGCUUGGUCACACUGCUGAAACGAUUCAAGUAUCUUCGAGAUGACGUGCGCGAACAUCUCAAGAAGAAACUGCCAGCUUAUGCGGUGCCAUCGGUCAUUGUCCCGCUUAUCCGAUUCCCCUUGAACCCGAACGGCAAGAUUGAUCGACCAGCACUACCAUUCCCAGAGCCUGCGGAACUAGCAGCAGCAGGUGCCAGACGCCCUUCACAGCUCGGUGCGGCGCUGACGCCUACGGAGAAGACUAUGGCUGGUAUCUGGGCAGAACUUCUCGGUGAUCGAGGAGUGACAACUGACAGCAUAGGCGGCACCGACUCCUUUUUCGACCUUGGUGGACACAGCAUCAUUGCUCAACAGCUCCUGUUCAAAAUCCGCCAACAGUGGAAAGACAUCGAUGUACCAAUGACCACUAUCUUCCAGUAUCCAACACUACGUGGCUUUUCGGCAAACAUCGACCAGGCAUUGGAUCCUAUCGGUCUGCGUCUCGACACUACUGAAGCGAUUGACGACGACCCGGAAGACGAGGCCUACUCAGCAGAUGCAAGAGAGUUGGCCUCGCAACUAACUGACUUCAAAACAAGGGAACCUUUGAAGCCAGGUGACGAAGUGCACACCUUUUUGACCGGCGCUACCGGUUUCUUAGGAGCCUACAUUCUCCGAGACGUCUUAUCAAGGCCCGGCAAAGUCACUGUUCUAGUCCGCGCUCAGAACAUCGAUGCAGCGCUCAACCGUGUACGUCAAACAUGCCAGGCAUAUGGCAUCUGGGAGGAUGCCUGGGAGUCUCGUCUUGAGCCUCUCGUUGGAGACCUAGAGAAACCAAACUUUGGCCUCGCCGUGGACACUUGGAACAAGCUAGCAGAUUCCGUCGACGUGGUCAUACACAAUGGUGCUCUUGUCCAUUGGGUCUUACCAUACUCUCGUCUCCGUGGUCCUAACGUAGUAUCAACCAUGACCGCCCUCGCUAUGUGCGCGGUUGGCAAGCCCAAGAACUUCAGUCUCGUCAGCUCAACCUCUGUUCUCGACACAGACUAUUUCGUAAAGCUAUCCGAUAAGAGCCUCGCAGAAGGCGGCACAGGUGUUCCCGAGGCGGAUGACCUAGAAGGUGCCCGCAAGGGGUUGGGAACCGGUUACGGCCAGUCCAAGUGGACUGCCGAGUACCUCACCCGACAAGCCGGUAAGAAGGGCCUCAGUGGCUGCGUAAUCCGCCCAGGUUACGUCCUCGGCGACCCUGAUCAUGGCACCACCAAUACCGACGACUUCCUCGUACGCAUCCUGAAGGGCUGCAUCCAACUCAAAUCCCGGCCCGACAUCACGAACACCAUCAACAUGGUUCCCGUAACACACGUCGCUCGCGUCGUCGUAGCGUCUUCCUUCAACCCACCCGUAUCACCAAUCGGCGUGGCGCAAAUAACCUCGCACCCUCGAAUUACAUUCAAUGAAUUCCUUGGGAGCUUAGAGAGCUUCGGCUACAGCGUGCCCCAGGUAUCUUACGCGGAAUGGAAGAAGAAUAUGGAGACUUAUGUGGCAGAUCGAUCAGGCACGAAGGAAGAAAGCGCGCUACUGCCGCUCUACCACUUUGUGACAGGAGAUCUCCCUGCUGAUACCAAAGCACCCGAACUGGAUGACAGGAAUGCUACGGAAGCGUUAAAGCGGGAUGAAGCAUGGACUGGCCAGGAUUGGAGCGCUGGUGGUGCAGUCACAGAGGACACAAUGGGUGUGUAUAUCAGCUACCUUAUCGAGCUCGGCUUUAUGCCUAAGCCCGAAGCGAAGGGUCUUAAGGAUUUGCUGGUGAGCAAGAUGACAGAUGCUAUGAAGGAGGGCAUGAAGUUGGUUGGUGGACGGAGGGGUGUCUAG